GAGGAUGGCAGGGCAGCAUUGCAUGUGGCAGCGAUGCUGGGGAGGGCCGGGAGCGUGAAGGAGCUGAUAGAGGCAGGAGCAGACCUCAAGGCGAGGGACAAGAAAGGAAAGACUUUCGGGCAUUGGGCGGUGGAGGCUGGACAUGUGGAGGUGCUGAAGAGCGUGGAGGCUCAGUGUGGGAAGGAGAAACUGAAGGAGUUUGUGAGGGAGAAGAAUAACGAUGGCUUGACUUGUGCGCAUGCGGCUAGUGCAGUAGGUCAGGUUGACGUCCUGCGUUACUUGAAGGAGGCGUGCGGGGAGGAGCUGCUGAGAGAGAAGAACAAUGAUGGGGAGACAUGCGCACACGGGGCAUGUGCUGGAGGGCAGCUGAAGGUGCUGCGUUAUCUCAAGGCGACCUGCGGAGAGGGGCUGCUGAAGGAGAAGAGCUCGGAAGGCAAGACGUGUGCGCUGACGGCCAGCCUUGGAGGGCAGCUGGAAGCGCUGCGGUACCUCGGAGAGACUUGCGGGAAGGAGCUGCUGGCAGAGAAGGACGAUGAUGGGAUGACAUGCGCGCAUGCGGCGAGCGAAGGCGGACAUCUUGACAUGCUGCGAUAUCUGCAGGAAAUGUGCGGGGAGGAGCUGCUGAGAGAGAAGGACAAGCACGGGUUCACGUGUGCACAACGGGCCAGCUGGGGUGGGCUGCUGGGGAUCGUUGACUAUCUCAAAAGUCUGGGGAUCAACGAG
Messenger RNA from Guillardia theta CCMP2712, 723 nucleotides. RefSeq lists its product as hypothetical. The annotation marks the transcript as partial. Gene Ontology annotation, molecular function: protein binding. The record is from RefSeq and is a predicted model, not a curated record. The transcript has a single exon. NCBI's taxonomy places the organism in Eukaryota, Cryptophyceae, Pyrenomonadales, Geminigeraceae.